Solea solea (common sole) is the source of this 1296-nucleotide messenger RNA. It is a transcript of the gene sncb, whose product is annotated as synuclein, beta. Gene Ontology annotation, cellular component: cytoplasm; axon terminus; neuronal cell body. Gene Ontology annotation, molecular function: cuprous ion binding. The record is from RefSeq and is a predicted model, not a curated record. Gene Ontology annotation, biological process: chemical synaptic transmission; synaptic vesicle endocytosis; synapse organization. NCBI's taxonomy places the organism in Eukaryota, Metazoa, Chordata, Actinopteri, Pleuronectiformes, Soleidae. The transcript is spliced from 6 exons. The coding region runs from base 157 to 510 and encodes 117 amino acids.
AGGGGGCCGUCCCUGUUGGUGGAGAUCAUCCCGAGGAAGGCCCACGUAGUGAUCAUUUGAAGAUAUCUCCCAUUCAGGCGAUAGUUAGACUCGACUGUGCGACACCAUCAUAAGGGGACAAGUCGAAGGCUAUUUGUACAUAGUAGCUUGGCCAAGAUGGAUGUGUUUAUGAAGGGUUUGUCUAAAGCGAAAGAAGGGAUGGCUGUGGCUGCAGAGAAGACCAAGGAAGGAGUUGCAGUUGCAGCUGAAAAGACUAAAGAAGGAGUAAUGUUUGUAGGUAACAAGGCCAAAGACAGUGUGGGCACAGUGGCCGAGAAAACCACUGGGGCUAUGGGGAACAUCGCUGCUGCCACUGGCCUGAUGAAGAAGGACGAGUUCCCCUCCGACAUGAACCCUGAGGAGUAUGGACAGGAGGCCAUGGAGGGCCAGGGAGAGGCAAUGCUGGAGCCAGAAGGAGAGACAUAUGAUGAGACCCAGCAGGAGAGCCAGGACUACGAGCCAGAAGCGUAAAAAAAAAAAAAAAAAUCACCAUUCCAAGCCACCAUCCAACCAGCAGCACAAUAAUAUUUCUAAUAAUAAAAAGGACAAAUGCUGAAACUAUUAUAAUUAUACCCCGUUGCAAAAAAAUACAACGAAAAAGACAAGCAUUCCCACUGAAAAAGUUCUUCCUUCAAGACAAAUCUUUUAUUAUUCUAUAUUGUAAAUGUCAUGUUAUAAAUGUAAUGUGUUGGGUGUAGGUAUUUAUUGAGAUGUAGGAUUUGUCCUCUCAGUCUCAUUUCCUUGACUCCCUCCCAAUGAAAUGAGACCAGAGCCGGGGCUUGUGACUUUGUACUUGUGUGUAUCUGUAUUUAGAAAUGUGCAAUAGAUGUUCAUCAUCUUCCAAUGAGACAUUGGGAGUGAAAAAAUAAAUAUGUCCGGUUGCAAGCAGAUAAGAUUACAAUAAUAUUCCCUUAAGUGUCGACAAUGCCUGUUUGUGGGUCUUUUCUUUUUUGCAUUUCUUUGGAGAUUUAUUUGACUGUUUUUGAAGUUAAGAGUUUUUUAAAUUGUAUCUUUAUAGUUGCCUGUGAAAAUCAUUCCAGUAAACUAUCUGUUAGAAAUGGACAGAGUAUACAUGUUUGUGUGCGUGCGUGUGUUUGUGUGUACUGAAGAGUUUAACAAGUCAAUAUAUCAUGUCUUGACAUCAUAAUGGUUGUCAUAUCAAAAUGUGCUUUAAAUUGCAGGACUUGUCAAUAUUAAGGUUUAUGUGUUAAGCCAGACAUACAAAUCCUCUGUAAAUAAAAAGUAAAAAAAAGAAAC